Molecule: messenger RNA, 1818 nt
Organism: Glycine soja
Lineage: Eukaryota; Viridiplantae; Streptophyta; Magnoliopsida; Fabales; Fabaceae
Exons: 6
Coding region: 531-1388 (285 amino acids)
Source: RefSeq, a predicted model, not a curated record
GGUUGUGUGUUUUAGUGUUCAGAAUUGUAGAAAUCUUGCGCAUGGAUGGUUGGUGGUGUGGACUUCAGUCAACACUAAGCAAGUUAGACUAGUCCAAUGUUUUUAGUCGAGGCAAUGAGCUAUGCAUGUUAAACUUCGAUCCCAGUCUGGAACAAAAUUACAAAAUUAAUAUUUAUUUAUUUUGAGUCUUACAUUUGACGUGUCACACCGAAGAGGUUGAGUGUAAGGAGCAGCAAUGCUGAGAGAAAAGGAUGAGAAGUUUGCAAAUCAAAAUACACAAGGUGAAAUAAUAGUUGAAAUAAUUCCAAGCCGGACCAAGAAAAGAAAUAACAAUAUUCUUGGAUUUCAUGCGAAGUCAGAAACAGCAAAACAAAUGGAGCAGCUAAGCGAACUAGGGACUGAUUCCUUGGUUAAAGCUAGAGAAAGUUCUUUGUUCUUUUGCGCAAGUAAGUCAUAUAGGCCGAAUAUAUUAGUGUCAGCGAGUUGCCAUUGCUUGUCAAUGGUAAUGUUUCACUAAGAAAAUUUACAAAAUGGAUGCUGUAGUCAAAUUAUCAACCAGAGCUUCAUGCCAUUGGCCGGGAAUAAACUCCAACAUCACAAAGAGGCUAGCCAUCAGGCUCCCGCCCAGCAGAACAAAAUGCAACUUGCACUUACACAAGAUGGAGAUACAACGACACAGCAUCAAGAAGAAUGUCCUAAACAAAUCUUGGGAUAGAAAUAGAGUUUUAGCCAUGGCAUCAAAAAGGGACCCCAAAUCUCAGCAAAAUUCUCUCUCUCCAGCAGAUACAGUAGAGCAGUACUACACUAGCAUUAAUGAUAAAGACCUGCGACAAUUGGAUGAGUGCAUAUCCGAAGAUGCUUGCUUUGAUGACUAUGCCUUCACCAAACCAUUCCAGGGAAAAAAGGAAGUAAUACGCUUCUUAGAACAGCUUACUCAUUGCAUGGGCCGGAAUGUGACAUUCAGACUGAAACAUAUAUACGAGGGAGAUGAUUUAACUGCCGUAGCGAGCUGGCACUUGGAAUGGAACGAGAAACAAAUCCCAUUCACCAGAGGUUGCACCUUCUUCAAGUUAUCAAAAUUAGGAAAGAACCUGGUCAUCUGGAACGCUGAGGUAUUAAUUGAAUCACCUAUCAAACCAGGAAGCAUAGUUUUGACCCUAUUGAAAAACGUGACUUCAAUAUUUGAUGACUUUCCGAAAGUAACCGAGUGGUUCUUAAGAAGUCCUAAUGUAAUACUAACAUGGAUAUUGAGAGUUUACAAUAUAUUUGUCGCGCCUUGGCUACAUCCACUCCUAGAAGGCUACAUAAAGCUAUGGGGCUUCUUUGUUCGAUUGCUCAACUCUGUAAUCACUGUUGUGAUUUUUAUUUCCAAAACUUUCUUCAAGUAACGAUCACACUAUUUCAUCACAUCAUCACUUGCCAUCUUCAUCAGUGCCACGGUUCCACCAUGUCUCUAACAACGAGAGAGCAACCAACGGUCCUAAAAAAGGUGGAAGUGGUGGAGGCCUGCUAAAGGCCACUAUUGGGUCAAUCGUCUCUUUAGUUGCUAGCCCCCUUUUGUCAGCUUCCUUCUCUAGUUUCUUAGGUGUUAAAGUCGCCAAUAAACCUGUGUCAAGUAUUUAUUUGAUUAAGAAAUUCUCUUUAUAUUUGCAAGUCUCCCUCACUCUAACAAGUAACAAUUGCAUUAAAUCAAAGGCAUUACAAAAUACCCUGUGAAUGUGAUCGAUUCAUCGAGUAGAUUUGCCAGGACCUGCAUUUUGCAGGCAGCAAUGCAAGCGCAACAGGUCCACGCAUGUAUUCUAUAGCUACCAUGCGCCC